CAUUCAAAAUUUUCAGCAUUUCCGCGCACAACAAAGAAGGAAGACAAGAUUUAUGGACGAAUAAUAUGUAAUUCUCAGUGAUUCAUUCAUAUUCUCUUCAACACGGGAUCUAAGGAAUCAAAGAUGACUUCAGUGGAAGGUGCUUGCAAUACCCGCAGUGGUGCUCAGAGACUGCUGUCGGGGAGCAAUGGUCAGGGAGCUGCCAUGGUAAAGGCUUCUUCUCCUUCCCCAAGCAACUACAGUGACAAAUUCAGUGAGUCCUGUCCUUUGGGCAUUACAGAUUGGAAGAAGCGGGUGAAAUCGGAGUACACAAGGCUCUGCUUUUUGAGGAAGGACAAACGAGCUGAUGAAGUGAAGAAUGCCUUUGCAGGGAACAGAGUUGAGAUUGAGAAAGAACUGGAGGGAGACAAGCAGUGGCUUUGUAAACAGUCAGUUCAGAAACUCAUUGUACCAGAGAUUUUGCCUGGCAGAUCAGCGAAAAAGUGUGAAGUUACCAGUAGCAUGGGAUUUCCCAUUCAGUCUGGUCCAUUGAAAAUAAUGAACCCGGUGAAGUCUAUCCCGACUAUGUAUAGCUGGGCUCCUGUGCAGCAGAAUUUUAUGGUGGAGGAUGAGACUGUCCUGCACAACAUUCCCUAUAUGGGCGACGAGCUUCUAGAACAGGACUGCUCUUUCAUCGAAGAGCUUCUGAAAAACUACGAGGGCAGAGUGCACGGUGAACGAAGUUCAGGGAUUGGCGAUGAUCUGUUUCUGGAGCUGGUCAACUCUUUGGCCACUCAGUACAAGGCAGAAAACGGAGAGGAAAAAGUGAAGAGAGAGCUGAAGGACAGUGUGGAUCAGUCGAUGGAGGUGUCGGAGGUACCAGUGGAGGUGUUUGAGGCUAUCUGUGCGGCGUUCCCAGACCAGGGGGGAACUGUUGAGGAGCUCAAGGACAAGUAUAAGGAACUGGUGGAUGCUCAGCGAGCCAGCGGCACAGAACCUCCCCCUGAGUGCACGCCUAACAUUGACGGUCCGCGGGCCCAGUCCGUUCCUCGGGAGCAGACUAUGCAUUCCUUUCACACACUGUUCUGCCGGCGCUGCUUCAAAUACGACUGCUUUUUGCAUCCAUAUCAUCCUACCCCGGGUAUGUUGUCCAGAAAAAUUCCUGAGAAGAAGCACAAAUUUGAACCUUGCAGUCCAGAGUGCUACCUCCACACUGUAAAGAUGGGUCAGUCUCAGGGCACAUCGGAGGAGAAGGACAGAAAGGAUAUGAAAGAGGUGCCGAAGGAGUCUGGCAGAGCCACGCCCCCUCGCCCUGAAGUCAAUGGGCGGAAGAGGAAAGCAAAUAAUGGUAGCAGUGCAACCAGCAGUGAGAAUAGUGAAGAGAGCAAUAACGCAGACGAUGUGGACAUCAAGUUUCCCCCAUGCACCAGUCCCACCACUGAUGAAUGGACUGGGGCCGAGGAGUCUCUGGUUCGAGUCCUGACGGGUGUGUACCGCAGCAACUACUGCUCCAUUGCUAAACUCAUCCGCACUAAGUCUUGCAAGCAGGUGUAUGAUUUUGCUGUGAAGGAAGAGGCUCACAUCCCUGAUGUAAAUGAAGAAACGACUCAGACUCCACCCAGGAAAAAGAAGAAGAAGCAAAGGUUGUGGUCCAUGCAUUGCCGGAAAAUUCAACUCAAGAAAGAUGGAACCAGCAAGACCGUGUACAACUAUCAGCCAUGUGAUCAUCCCGGCCAGCGAUGUGAUGAAACCUGUCCGUGUAUCAUGGCCCAGAAUUUUUGUGAAAAGUUCUGUCAGUGCAGCUCAGACUGUCAGAAUCGGUUCCCUGGAUGUAGGUGUAAGGCUCAGUGCAACACCAAACUGUGCCCCUGUUUCCUGGCGGUGCGAGAGUGUGAUCCUGACCUUUGUCAAACCUGUGGCGCUGACCAAUUUGAGACUCAAAAGAUUUCGUGCAAAAAUGUUAGUGUCCAAAGGGGACUUAGAAAGCACUUGUUGCUGGCACCCUCAGAUGUCGCUGGUUGGGGAAUUUUCUUGAAGGAGCCCGCAGAGAAAAAUGAGUUCAUCUCAGAGUAUUGUGGAGAGAUAAUUUCUCAGGAUGAGGCUGACAGAAGGGGAAAGGUCUAUGACAAAUACAUGUGCAGCUUUUUGUUCAAUCUCAACUAUGAUUUUGUGGUGGAUGCCACCAGAAAAGGCAACAAGAUUCGUUUUGCCAACCACUCCAUCAACCCCAACUGUUAUGCCAAGGUCAUGAUGGUCAACGGUGACCACAGAAUCGGCAUCUUUGCUAAACGACCUAUCCAAGCUGGAGAGGAACUUUUCUUCGAUUACCGCUAUGGUCCUACAGAACAGCUCCGUUUUGUUGGUAUAGAAAGAGAUGGCAUGAUCUAGCUCUACAGCAAGCAUUUAUCUGUUUCUGUGAAGGAGUUGUUUUAGUUUUUCAUAAAUUUGUUUCACAGGUUUCUGUGUGCCUUUGAAAUUUUAAAUUUGGUCUUACUACUACUAGUUAUUCAUGUUGUCCACUUGUUUCCUUUCUGUACAUGUACCAUAUAUAUGAUCUUGUCACUCAAUAGUCACACUGAAGGCUUGUUCACUCAGUAUACAUUGUAAAAAUAAAGGUAAUUUGUAGCAUGUAUGAAAAGGUCUUUCCCAAACUUCACUGAGCUGUGGUUGUGCAAAUUUUUACAGGCAUGGUAUGAUGAGGGUAUUGCACCUUACUUGGUCUGAGAAAACUGAUCGUUGAUUGUUUAGAAACUUGGUUUCAUUUUGGGAAUAAAAAGUGUACUGAUAAGUUUA
Messenger RNA from Aplysia californica (California sea hare), 2772 nucleotides. Its product is annotated as histone-lysine N-methyltransferase EZH2. The coding region runs from base 124 to 2367 and encodes 747 amino acids. The record is from RefSeq and is a predicted model, not a curated record. Gene Ontology annotation, biological process: chromatin remodeling. The transcript has 18 exons. Lineage: Eukaryota; Metazoa; Mollusca; Gastropoda; Aplysiida; Aplysiidae. Gene Ontology annotation, molecular function: protein binding; histone H3K27 methyltransferase activity.